UUGAACAUCGUCUGGUUGCUCGAAUGGGAUUUGUGAGAUUGUGAUUGAACCUUUGAUUUCGUGAAGAUAAAGCUUUAUUUAUAUUCAUACCAAGUGACUAGUAUAGGUGUAAAAAAAUAGAUGCCAUGGCUGCAAGAAGCAACGAAGAAAAUCUAAAAGUCGGCAAAAUACCGGUAGACAAAACUGCGGUCUUCUUAUGUGAUUUGCAAGAGAAGUUUCGUCCAGCGAUGCUCCACUUUUCUGAAGUAGUGUCGAAUGCCAAAAAACUAGUGGAAUCAACUAAAAUAUUAGGCAUACCACUUAUAGUAACUGAACAAUAUCCUCAGGGAUUAGGAAGUACCGUCAGUGAAAUUAAUGUUCAGCAUGCACUCGGUAUAGUCCCAAAAACGAAGUUUAGUAUGGUUAUCCCUGAAGUGGAGAACAUUAUAAAAAUGUCAUGUGGUGGGCAAUUGAAAUGUGCUAUCCUUUUUGGAGUUGAGGCUCAUGUUUGUGUUGAACAAACUGCUAUGGAUUUGAUUAGCAGUGGAAUCAAAGUGCACAUUGUGGCUGAUGCCACAACUUCCAGAAGUCAAGAAGACAGGCUGCUAGCACUAGAGAGGUUAAAGCAAAUAGGUUGCUUUGUUUCCACAAGUGAAAGUAUAAUUUACAAACUCAUUGGAGACAAAAACCACCCAAAAUUUAAUGAAAUUCGCCCGCUUAUCAAAGACACAACAGUAGAAACUGGUUUGGUGUCCAAAAUAGUUCUUGUUGUAAAUAAUAGGAAUAAGCCUGCAGGUGCCAAGCUUACUUGGCAGUUCAAGUUAGAACUUGCACAUUCAAUUCUUAUAAAGCUGUCAACUAGUGGACGCAUCCGUAUGCCACGGGAGACCAUCUGUGAUUUGGUGAAAGAACUGAUUUCUUUGAAAAAUGUCUCUGAAAUCUUUGGAAACAAAUCAAGGACACAGUCCAGUAAAGAACGUGACGGAAUUGGAAAAAUGUUGGAAAAUGGCAUUGAACUGGACAAUCGACCUGCGCGUGAAGUGUCUAAUGCAGAGAAAAACUGUCCUACUUGCGGAAAGUCAUUCAAACGGCCCCAAGAUCUCAGGCGUCACUUAAGGAUUCACGACGAGGCCUUCAGUUAUUUAUGUGAGGCGUGUGGAAAGGGUUAUCGUAGCCUCGAUGGUCUGAGUUAUCACAAGGCGUUGAAGCAUCCUCCGUCUGAAACUACGGGCCAGUCUGAUUCUUCUCAGUCUCUAAGUUGCUCGGAAUGCACGAAAUGCUUCGCUAGCCCCCUCGAGCUGAGAGUUCAUUUAAAAAACAGCCAUCAGAGAGCCAAGUCACUAUAUACGUGUGACCUCUGCUUCCCGAAGGCAACCUUUCAACGCAUAGAUGUUUUUAAAAAUCACAUGUCAUUGCACGAAAAAGCCAAAGCUUUCACGUGUUUGAUUUGCGACAAAAUUUUCUCAAGGCGCUCCAAUCUUCAAUCACAUGCCCGCAUGCAUGAUGCUACUGCUGCCCUGCAGUACCAGUGCGCUAAUUGUUCGAAAAAAUUCUAUUCGAAGAAAAAAUUGGCAUCACACGUUCCCGAAUGUCUGUCCAGGAAAACCUGUCCACUUUGUAAAUUUUUUUGCCAGCGAGAAACAGAUAUGAUAGAACACACCAAAAAAACGCAUCCAGCAGAUUAUGCAAUGCGAGAAGUGUUUGGUCAAACUCUCGAGGAGCUGAACUAGUCUGCAGGAGUCGAAUCUUGUCCGCCCAGUUAUCUGUUAAAUCGCGUAAUAUAAAUUCAUAAAAUAAAACAUUAAGUAAAAGCAUCACGCACCAUGGAACGUGCUUGUUUUCUAUA
Messenger RNA from Daphnia carinata, 1825 nucleotides. RefSeq names its product zinc finger protein 836-like. Bases 126 to 1709 code for a protein of 527 amino acids. The transcript has 7 exons. NCBI's taxonomy places the organism in Eukaryota, Metazoa, Arthropoda, Branchiopoda, Diplostraca, Daphniidae. The record is from RefSeq and is a predicted model, not a curated record. Gene Ontology annotation, cellular component: cytoplasm.